CUCCACUAACUGAGCUCUGUCACGCCGUUAGUGUAAUGGCUUGCGUGGCAAUUGACAUCCAACUGGCUCCAACAUGGCUCCAACGUGGCUUCAAUGUGGCAUCAAGGUCCAUUGGUGGGAAUACAUGGAAGAUCAUUGAAUCUGCUUCAAAUCCCUCAUCUCCACCAACCCCAUCUCCGCUGCCACCCCUCUUCUCCCCAGAACCCACCGCUUCAAGCUCGCUAAAGUCGCAUCGCUGUGCUUUUCGGAGCCAACUCUGCGAUCGGAUACCUCUUGAUGCUUGCCAUCGUGUCUUUCAACGGAGGCGUGUUUUUCGCGAUUGUUGCCAGGCUAACUGUUGGCAACCUAUUCUUCCAGUGCGAGGAUGGAUUUUUGUAUCUGCUUCUGUCGGGAAUGGCGGUCCUGGUGGACUAACGGUGACCAAUAUUGCUCCACGGGUCACAAAUGUCGGUGCUGGAACUAUUGAUAGAGAUUUCCCUACUAAUGUUAAGCUUGGGAAUGGAAAGACGGUGCCUGGAGUCUGUAUGUACUCCAUGAGUCAAAGAGGGUGACUUGUUUGCCCCAGUACAAGGUCAUGUGCAUCAUCUUCAACGUAGGUGGCAUUUUUAUUUAAUUUAAAAAUUUUGUAAUCCUUUUUCUCCAUCCACGUCAUCUCUUUUUCCUCUUUCACUUUCUCUCUCCAUUACCUUUCCUUUUCCCUUACCUCUGUAAACCUAGAUCUGGGUUCUCUCUCAAACUUCAUCUUCUUCCUCCUUUCCACCUAUCUUUCUUUGCUCGUCCUUCUUCUUUCUUCUUCGUAUUCUUUCUCUCUCUCUCUUUUCUCCCUUCUUCUUCCUCUCUUAAACCCAGAUCUGGGUUUUAGGAUUG
This is a messenger RNA of Rubroshorea leprosula, 867 nucleotides long. The record is from the annotation of a GenBank genome assembly. NCBI's taxonomy places the organism in Eukaryota, Viridiplantae, Streptophyta, Magnoliopsida, Malvales, Dipterocarpaceae.